Molecule: messenger RNA, 2038 nt
Organism: Teleopsis dalmanni
Lineage: Eukaryota; Metazoa; Arthropoda; Insecta; Diptera; Diopsidae
Product: 2',5'-phosphodiesterase 12-like
Exons: 6
Coding region: 100-2016 (638 amino acids)
Biological process (GO): nuclear-transcribed mRNA catabolic process, deadenylation-dependent decay
Cellular component (GO): mitochondrion
Molecular function (GO): 3'-5'-RNA exonuclease activity
Source: RefSeq, a predicted model, not a curated record
AACAACACGCAACAUCAUUUUGCAAAUUUCUCACAGGGCUGUGCCAAUCAGCUGAUUUUAAUGCUCACAAUGAUCAGCUGCUUGUCAUAGUCAAUUCGUAUGUCAUUCACAUGGUAUGCUUUCUACCGCCUUUCGUUAUUUGUUAUGUUGUCAAAAGUUGGUCCACUGCUCUUAACCAAAUUAUUUAAGCCGAGUUUUAAGUUAAAUUCUGACACAUCAGCAAACUUAUUUAUUAAACAAAUUCAACGGACUGCUGCACAUUCGCACAAACUUAAGUACGCCAUGGAAAAAGUUUACUUACGCAGUUCCAAUAAAACCGAUGAAUUGCAUAUAAGCUUCCACUACGAAAAUGAGGAACUUCGAAUCAAUAAAGAUUUCAAUUUCGUCCGUAAAAUGAAUGAAAAAGUUGAAACAGCGUUAACACGUAUACGCACCAAAAUUGAAAAUGAAUUGAAUAAACGUUCGAAGAAGAGUAAAAAGAAAACUCCAGCUGAAGUGCAGGAACCAGUUGCUGAUGUGAAUAUGAGUGAGAUUUCAUUGGAGUUCAUAUAUUCUGGCACACAGAGCAAGAUAACUGAUGUAACGUUUGCUGAAAUGCUUCAAAACACUCCUGGAGAUUUGCAUAUGAGAGUAAUAGAUAAAACUUUCCAGAUUGUUGUCAAUCAGCCUUGGAUAAUUAAUUUGGUGUUACCAACAACGGUACUUGCGGGAUAUCUAGUUUAUCCAACAAAACUUGAAAUUCAAUUUGCUGAGAAGGAAUACAGUAGAGGCGAAUGGUUCAAAGCAAAAAUGCCAGUUUCGAAAGAUCUACAACGAGCCGAGUGGGAACUUUGUGGAAGUGGUCUCUAUUAUAAAACCAAAAAUGAAGAUAUUGGUUUUCUUCUGAAAUUUAUUUUAACACCCGCCAAUAGAAAAGGUGUACACGGACCACCUGUAGAAAAUAUAACCAAAAAUCCAGUUGAAGCUGGGCCAGGUCAGUGCCAAUUUGAAAUGCGUCACUGUUUAACAACGGAACGUUUAGCUGGCAAUGCACUGCGUGUAGUCUCAUAUAAUUUACUGGCUGAUCUUUACGCUGACAGUGACUAUUCACGCACACAACUCUUUCCUUAUUGUCCACCGUAUGCACUUAAAAUAGAAUAUCGUAAGCAAUUGUUUCUGAAGGAAAUAUUAGGAUAUAAUGCGGAUAUAAUAUGCCUACAAGAAGUCGAUACGAAAAUUUUCGAUUUGGAUUUAAAACCCAUUUUGGAAUUGCCUGAACAUAAUUAUGAUGGUAUAAUGGCAGAGAAGGGAAGCAGUGGUGAAGGUGUUGCUACAUUUUAUAGAAAUGAUAGAUACGAGUUAUUAAAAACGUACGACGUUAAUUUAGGCGAGAAUAUUCGUACAUUAUCGAUUUUUGAGAAACUUUGGCAUAAAAUAAGUGAUAAUCAAAAGUUAGUGGAAAGAAUCUGUGAUCGUGCGACAACACUGCAGCUUACCGUAUUGAAAUGCAAGGAGAACGAGAAACUUUUGCUGGUAGCUAACACUCAUCUGUAUUUUCAUCCCGACGCCGAUCACAUUCGUUUACUACAAAUAGGUUUUUCUAUGCUUUAUGUGGAACAUAUGUACAAGCAAACAUUAGCUGAAUUCAAUAUGCAACCAGAUAGCAAAAAUCUCGCCAUCAUCUUCUGUGGUGAUUUUAAUAGUGUACCUGAGUGCGGCAUUUAUAAAUUGAUGACCGAAAAGUUUGUGGACAAAGACUUUAUAGAUUGGCGAAGUAAUGAGGAGGAAGCUGUUUCAAACGUGUCAUUGUCACAACCUUUCCAUAUGGAAUCAGCUUGUGGUACGCCAGCUUAUACGAAUUACACACACCUUUUCGCUGCCUGCUUGGAUUAUAUAUUCUAUCAAUGUGAUCGCUUGGAAGUGCAGCAAGUUGUAAUGCUGCCAACGGAGGAGGAACUGAAAGCACAUAUUGCCAUCCCGUCUGUAGUUUUCCCAUCCGAUCACAUUGCUUUAGUAGCCGAUUUGAAAUUUAAAUAAAUCUUCAAUUUAAAAACAUGAA